AUGUCCGCCUAUGCACAUGGUUCAUGGCAUCAGAACGUUCAGCCAACCGCCAUCCCAGCGGCUAUGGCGGCUGAGGCCGACGAUGACGAGGAACCCCUCGAAGCUGACGAGGGCUAUGGCGUUUGUUGCUCCUUGACCGACGACCACUUUCGGCAAGCCUACGCCGCGUCAUUAUCGUCAAGUGUCGUUGACUAUCCGGAAGAGUUCGGACGAAGAUAUCACGCUUAUCGAGCCGGGAAAUACCCGCUUCCAAACGAUGAGCUGGAAUCGGAGCGUCUCAAUUUGGCCCAUCGUCUGAUUUUCAGGCUUCUUGGCAAUAGACUCUUCCUAGCGCCCCUUGAGUUUGACCGGGUCAAUCGUAUUUUGGACAUUGGCACUGGUACAGGCAAAUUUUACGCCACAGGGGCGAUCCAAAUGGGCGAUCUUUUCCAGCAUGCAGAGAUUACUGGAAACGACUUGAGUGCAAUCCAGCCAAUAUGGGUUCCCCCAAACGUCAAGUUUGAAAUAGAUGAUGUCGAAAGUUCUUGGGUUGGACAUCAAAAGUAUGACUACAUCAUGUGCAGAUACAUGGCAGCUGCGAUCAGAGAUUGGCCCAAGCUGAUAAGGAAUAUCUAUGACCAUCUCAACCCAGGGGGGUGGGCAGAGUUCCAAGACAUGGACAUCGAGCUUUACUCAGAGGAUGGGACCCUCACUGAUAGCCACGCCACGAAACAAUGGAGUAGGACAUUUGUGACAACUUUGGCGAGUAUGGGUCUAGAACCUGCACCAGGGCCACAACUGGAAGGCUGGGUGUGGUCGCAUGGCGGGUUUACGAACGUCAGCCAUCGAAAGUAUAGGGUACCUGUUGGGCCAUGGCCUAGACAGACUUUCUUCAAGAAUCUGGGCAUGCUGAACCUGAUACAGACUCUAGAGGGGCUUGAAGGAUUCUCACUGAAAAUGUUUUGCGGCGUUCUCGGGCGGACGAGAGAAGCAGUGAUGACCCAGAUCGAGGAGGUGAGUGAGGAGUUGAAGAGUGGCACGAUCCACAGUCAGUUUGAUAUCAUGUCAGAGGCGCAGAAGGACACCACCGGGCCAAACUUGGCGCCGAAAUCCCAGACAGCAUCACCUGCUUCAGGAAAUUCACCGGAAGCCGUGGGCAAUCUCGCGACUGGCGCCCUUGAUGUAGAUGAGGCGGAACAUUACAGCAAUCCGAUACUGCUUCAACGAUUGAUAGCCGAAUUUCAACUUAUUCGGCAUCUCUGUCUGAAAGCGUACUUGAUUACCCAACCGAGAAUGGCCGACGUUAUCAUGCUUUUCGGGCCGGCUGUAAGUGAGGCGAAGUUGCGGACUCUGCUGCUACUGCGAAUUCCGAAUGCUGACGUUAUGAAAGCCUACUUUGCUCCCAACGAUGAGAGCGAAAUGGACCGACUUGAUUUCAAUCAUAUGCUGGUGCUCAAAACCUUGGGAAAGAAACUUUUUCUGGCCCCUGUUCCGAAAGAGAAGACCCAUCGCAUUCUUGACAUUGGAACCGGUACAGGUAUCUGGGCUAUCGAGGCAUCGGAUUUGUUCCCCAACGCAGAGGCUGAGAAGGUCAUCGGCAAUGAUUUGAGUGCUAUUCAGCCUAAAUGGGUGCCGCCAAAUGUCAAAUUUGAGGUCGACGACGUGGAAAGCGAAUGGGUCCACAACGAGAAGUUUGACUUCACCUUCUGUCGGUACAUGGCAGCAUCUAUCUCGGAUUGGCCGAAGCUCAUGUCGAGAAUCUACGAAAACACAAACCCUGGCGGAUGGGUAGAAUUUCAAGACUACGAUCUCUUGUACAGAUCAGACGACGGCUCGCUGACUGACGAUCAUCACACUUCGAAGUGGACCAAGGACUUCCUUGACGGCUUUAAAUCAAUUGGACGAGAACCUUGCCCAGGUCCCAGACUGGAGGGCUGGGCUAAAGAAGCUGGGUUUACUAACAUCAAACAUCAGGUGUUCAAAUUGCCCAUUGGGCCUUGGCCAAAGGAUCCCUACUAUAAGGACGUAGGAAUGACCAAUAUGAUCAUGCUCCUCGAUGGCUUGGAGGGCUUUACGCUGCGAAUGUUCUGCAGUGUUCUCGGGUGGACAAAGGAAGAGGUUCAAGUUUUGUUGAUGUUGGUCCGCAAAGAGCUCAAGGCUCCGGCAUUCCAUGCCUACUACAACCUUCAUGUGGUUUACGCACAAAAGCCCGAGACCAAAGAUGAUGAGUAG
Molecule: messenger RNA, 2211 nt
Organism: Colletotrichum gloeosporioides
Lineage: Eukaryota; Fungi; Ascomycota; Sordariomycetes; Glomerellales; Glomerellaceae
Product: putative methyltransferase tdiE
Exons: 16
Coding region: 1-2211 (736 amino acids)
Molecular function (GO): methyltransferase activity
Source: RefSeq, a predicted model, not a curated record